Molecule: messenger RNA, 2581 nt
Organism: Arabidopsis lyrata subsp. lyrata
Lineage: Eukaryota; Viridiplantae; Streptophyta; Magnoliopsida; Brassicales; Brassicaceae
Product: potassium transporter 5
Exons: 9
Coding region: 1-2388 (795 amino acids)
Biological process (GO): potassium ion transmembrane transport
Cellular component (GO): membrane
Molecular function (GO): potassium ion transmembrane transporter activity
Source: RefSeq, a predicted model, not a curated record
AUGGAUGGCACUAAGAAACAGCAAGUAGAUGGUGAAGUUAAUAACUGUGAGAACACGUCGAAAGAGAAAAAGAAAUCACGAGAAAAACUAUACCGACCCGACUCCUCCUUUAUAGUAGAGGCUGGGAAAACUCCGACAAAUACUAGUCUUCCCUCGUUGAUGAGCUGGAGAACGACGAUGAGUUUGGCAUUUCAGAGUCUAGGAGUGGUGUAUGGAGAUAUUGGGACAUCACCGUUAUAUGUGUACGCAAGUACUUUCGCUCAAGGCAUCAAUGACAAAGAGGAUGUCAUUGGCGUUCUCUCGCUCAUUAUCUACACUAUUACUCUCGUCGCACUCCUCAAAUACGUUUUCAUCGUUCUCCAGGCUAACGACAACGGUGAAGGAGGAACAUUUGCAUUAUACUCACUCAUAUGUCGGUAUGCAAAAAUGGGACUAAUUCCAAACCAAGAACCAGAAGAUAGAGAGCUCUCAAACUAUACACUUGAACAUCCAACCAAACAGCUCACAAGAGCCCAUAUGAUCAAAGAGAAGCUAGAGAACUCUAAAUUCUCUAAGAUCCUACUCUUCCUCGUCACUAUUAUGGGCACUUCCAUGGUCAUUGGUGAUGGAAUCCUUACUCCUUCUAUCUCAGUACUUUCGGCAGUGAGUGGAAUCAAACCGCUCGGGCAAGACACGGUGGUUGGUGUUUCGGUUGCAAUCUUGAUUAUUCUGUUUGCAUUCCAACGGUUUGGAACCGACAAAGUCGGAUUCUCAUUCGCUCCGAUCAUCCUUGUAUGGUUCACAUUUCUUACCGGAAUCGGCCUCUUCAAUCUGUUCAAACAUGACAUUACCGUCUUAAAGGCACUUAAUCCACUCUAUAUUAUUUACUACUUUAGAAGAACUGGUAGAAAGGGAUGGAUUUCUCUAGGAGGUGUUUUCCUCUGCAUCACUGGGACGGAAGCCAUGUUUGCUGAUCUAGGUCACUUCAGUGUCCGAGCCAUACAGAUUAGUUUCUCAUGUGUGGCAUAUCCGGCUCUAGUAACAAUAUAUUGCGGGCAGGCUGCAUACCUUACCAAACAUACUUCAAACGUUUCAAAUACUUUCUACGACUCAAUCCCAGAUAACAUUGGAUGCAACUUAACAGAUCCGCUAUACUGGCCAACAUUUGUGGUCGCGGUCGCAGCAUCAAUCAUCGCGAGCCAAGCUAUGAUAUCAGGAGCCUUCUCAGUCAUCUCGCAGUCUCUACGUAUGGGUUGUUUCCCUCGAGUGAAGGUGGUUCACACCUCGGCUAAGUACGAGGGACAAGUCUACAUCCCCGAGAUCAACUACUUCCUCAUGCUUGCUUGCAUUGCUGUUACCCUCGCCUUCAGAACCACUGAGAAGAUUGGUCACGCUUAUGGGAUCGCUGUCGUAACCGUCAUGGUCAUCACAACCAUAAUGGUGACUCUCAUAAUGCUGGUUAUCUGGAAAACCAACAUAGUGUGGAUCGCUACGUUCUUGGUCUUGUUUGGUUCUAUAGAGACGUUAUACCUCUCGUCAGUCAUGUACAAGUUCACGAGCGGUGGGUAUUUACCACUUGCGAUAACGGUAGUUUUGAUGGCAAUGAUGGCGAUUUGGCAAUACGUUCACAUCCUCAAGUACCGGUACGAGAUGAGGGAGAAAAUUUCUCGUGAAAAUGCUAUACAAAUGGCUACAAGUCCUGACGUAAACCGGGUUCCAGGGAUUGGUCUAUUCUACACGGAGCUUGUUAACGGUAUAACUCCAUUGUUCUCUCAUUAUAUCUCGAAUCUUUCGUCCGUCCACUCGGUUUUUGUCUUGAUAUCGAUUAAGACACUUCCCGUGAACCAAGUGACGUCAUCAGAGCGGUUCUUUUUCCGUUACGUGGGGCCAAAAGAUUCUGGAAUGUUUCGGUGUGUUGUGAGGUAUGGUUACAAAGAAGACAUUGAGGAGCCUGAUGAGUUCGAGCGUCAUUUUGUUCAUUGCUUAAAGGAAUUCAUUCAUGACGAGCACUUAAUGUCCGGAGACGGGGGAGACUUGGACGAGAUGGGCAAAGAAGAGGAACCAAAUGCUGAGACCACACUUGUGCCUUCCUCUAAGUCUGUCCCAGCUUCCUCGGGUCGGAUCGGUUCCGCGUAUUCAUCUUCGCCGGAAAAGAUUAGGUCGGGCAGGUUCGUGCAGGUGCAGUCUGUGGAAGAUCAAACGGAGCUGGUGGAGAAAGCAAGAGAGAAAGGAAUGGUUUAUCUAAUGGGAGAGACGGAGAUGACGGCGGCGAAAGAUUCUUCUUUGUUUAAGAAGUUUAUAGUGAACCAUGCUUACAAUUUCUUGAAGAAGAAUUGUCGGGAAGGAGACAAAGCACUUGCGAUUCCUAGGUCAAAGCUUCUCAAGGUUGGCAUGACUUAUGAGUUAUAAGGUUUAAUCAUUAUGACCUAAAUAAAGUGUCCCCAUGUCUAGGUGACCCUUGUUUUUGUUCGCUUAUUUUCUUUAAGUUUUGGUAAUGUGCAACUUAUUAGUUAUUACCCCUUUUUAUAUAUUGUCAGUUGGUGUUUAUCGUUUUUAAAAGUUACAUUAGCUCAGCCGAAACAAAGAAUUAGGAAUGUACCAG